This is a messenger RNA of Dibothriocephalus latus, 936 nucleotides long. NCBI's taxonomy places the organism in Eukaryota, Metazoa, Platyhelminthes, Cestoda, Diphyllobothriidea, Diphyllobothriidae. The record is from the annotation of a GenBank genome assembly.
AUGGACACGUCCAACAUGCACAGAGUGAAAAGUCUCGGCAGUCAGGUGUCCUUCGAACUCCCCUCAGUUUUUAUGCCGAUUGGUCCCAGGUACUUUCGAGCUCGAAGAAGUAUGCGGCCAAAACAUUUUGCCGACAGUGUCUGGGAGGCGGUCGACACGAGCGAAGUGCUCAGGAAAUUUCCGCGUGUUGAGUUCGACUCCAUCUUCCGACUUACUAUCAUGACACUUGUGAGUAAGGUUAGAAGGGACAGGAGGAUACACUUCAACUCCACAGAAAGGACAAUAAUACUGCAAAUUUUCUUUCAGUUGACCAGGCGACAGCUGCGUUCUUUGACGCUGGCCGAAGUCCAGGAUUUUCUCUACGUGCAGUUUAACAUCACGCACCUGGUCACGCUGGUUCGUCUUGCUAGAGCAGCACAACUCCUACGCAGUGAGGCUAAAGGACCCUACAGACAGGGUGUUGGACCGCUCCAAUUUCUUCAGCUGCUGUCCACACUACUCCGGGGCAACCUGGACGAGCGUGCUGAGCUCGCUUUCUAUGCAAUGGACCUCGACGAUGAUGGACGACUUCGGACCUAUCCGGAGAUCUGGUCCCUGCUAAAGAAUACCUACGAUGCCAAAAUCGCGGCUGCGAACGCGGAAAUUGACCCAGAGGAGCCAGUGCGAGAAACAAUGAGGUUUUUCCAACUAAAAACAAAAAUUAUUGCGCACGCUAGCAUAGGCCUUUCAACCUUCAAAAAACUGGUGCGUCGGGAACCCUGGCUGAUAGAGUCCCUCCUACCGUGUAUGCCACACGAUCUAGAGAAUGUGGCCUUCCAGAGUAUAUUUACCUCAACUGCUCAAGUUCCAGUGAACGACCGUCGUGAUUCAAGCCUUCGUCGAAGCCGAAAAUCGUCGAUUUGGGAGGUUACCGCACAUUUUUUACAGAUGUUGUAA